UUGUGCGACGAUGAUUGACCAUUAACGCCAUUAGUCCAUAAUCCAUCAAAUCCGUCAAAUCCACUGAUCAUAUAAUCCACAUUACAAACAAAUUCCAAGAUGGCUGAAAAUUGUGAUAAAGAGAAAGGAACUACGCUUUCAUAUACUACAUUCAUUUUGACGAAGCUAGUUGAAUUUUGGGAUGUAUAUAUAGGGGCACCAUUUUACCACAUCUUGUUUGAAGUAAUUUUGGUGAUUCUUGUACUGCGUCUUUUCCAAGCCAAGAAAUAUCGAGUUAGAGAAAGUGAAAUACAACUAACAGAAAAGGAAGAAGAAGAACUUAUUAAAGAAUGGAAACCCGAACCUCUUGUUCCCGAAAAUGCCAAGCAUUAUUCAUAUGUUCUUAAUCCUAAUGUCAUCAAGGGGAAACCUGGUCAUAAAAUUAUUGUUAAUGGUAGAUCAUGUCUCAACUUGGCUACUUUCAAUUUUCUUGGUUUUGUUGGUGACAAGGAUAUUGAGGAUGCAAGCAUAAGAUCACUUCGAAAAUAUGGUGUUGGAUCUUGUGGCCCUAGAGGAUUUUAUGGAACUAUUGAUGUUCAUCUUGAAUUUGAGAAGAAAGUUGCAGAAUUUAUGAAUACUGAAGAUGCUAUCAUGUAUGCCUAUGGUUUUUCCACUGUUGCUAGUGCAAUACCUGCCUAUUCCAAGCGAGGAGAUGUCAUAUUCUGCGAUGACGGCGUGUGUUUUGCCAUUCAGAAAGGUGUAACAGCAUCUCGCAGCAAGGUGUACUGGUUCAAACACAAUGACAUGGACGAUCUUGAACGUUGCCUAAAGGAACAAGAACAAAAAGAUAAAAAGAAUGCGAAGAAGGCCAGUGUGACAAGACGAUUUCUUGUGGUGGAAGGACUGUACACGAACUACGGCGAUCUAGCUCCGCUACCUAAGUUGAUUGAACUUAAGUAUAAGUAUAAAGUUCGAAUACUGAUGGACGAAAGUCAGUCAUUUGGUGUCCUGGGAGCCACAGGUCGCGGUGUUACAGAACAUUUUGAUGUUGACAGAGAUGAUAUCGAUCUAAUCAGUGCAUCUAUGGAGGGAUCACUUGCAACAAUAGGAGGAUUUUGUUGCGGUUCAUCGUUCGUUGUCGAUCAUCAGCGUCUGUCUGGGGCUGGAUAUUGUUCGGCGUCUCUGCCUCCUCUACUGGCAUCUGCCGGCACGGAAGCUUUGAAUGUUAUGAAUAAAAAUCCAGAAAUGUUCGAGACUUUGCGAGACAAUGCCUUGCUAUUUCAUGAAAAGUUGAAAGGUGUCAAGGGAAUGAAAAUUGUUGGUAAUGAACUUUCUCCAAUUAUACAUUUGCGUCUCGAAACAUCUUUUGGGUCCAUUGAGGAAGAUGAAGAAAUACUGGAAAAGAUAGUCGCUGAGGUAAUGAAGAAAGACAUCGUUAUUGCUGUGGCACGAUAUCUCAAAAAUGAUGAAGCUUUCUUGCCUCCCCCAAGCAUUCGUAUCACCGUGAAUUGCAAGUUGAGUGAAAAUGAGAUCGUGGAAUCCGCCAGAACGAUUCGUGACAUUAUUGAGAAGAUUUUGGAUUGACUGAUGAAGAAAUCUUUUAUUUAAAAUUUAUUCUUUUCAUUUAAAGCAUACAUAGCUAGCAUAUAUAUAAUCGAAAAUAGCCAUCGCCUACACAAGAUGAAAAUUUUCAAAAACAGUUCAAUUUAAUUUAGGGUAUCCAUCGAUUCACUAAUCACCUUUGAUGGGUUAACUUUGGUCCCGCGCAUGUAUUUUCGUAUGAACGUAUUUAAAAUUAUCAACAUAACUGAAUGAGGGAAAUACUUAAAUACACUUUUGAUAUAUA
Xenia sp. Carnegie-2017 is the source of this 1825-nucleotide messenger RNA. Its product is annotated as serine palmitoyltransferase 1-like. Lineage: Eukaryota; Metazoa; Cnidaria; Anthozoa; Malacalcyonacea; Xeniidae. Gene Ontology annotation, cellular component: endoplasmic reticulum. Gene Ontology annotation, molecular function: pyridoxal phosphate binding; serine C-palmitoyltransferase activity. The record is from RefSeq and is a predicted model, not a curated record. Gene Ontology annotation, biological process: sphingosine biosynthetic process; ceramide biosynthetic process.